This is a messenger RNA of Prorocentrum cordatum, 1359 nucleotides long. The record is from the annotation of a GenBank genome assembly. NCBI's taxonomy places the organism in Eukaryota, Dinophyceae, Prorocentrales, Prorocentraceae.
AUGAUUUCGCACUCUGCCAAGUUCGAGCAGUUCACCUCCUUGCUGGCCCGCGAGUGGACCCCCACGAAUGAGAAUGCUACCGCCACGCUCAAGGACAUCGCACACUUCAUAGCUGAGGCACGCAGUGAACUCAUAACAGGGGCAUUGGAGGACAUGCAGAGGAGGCUCCAUCUUGCGUUCCAGACGCAGGCCGCGUUCAUGGAGAAGAGCGACGAGGACCACACUGCUUGGCAGAAUUGGUCCCGCGCAGUUGAGGAGGCCAGCAUCUGCUUCUCAGGCAUCUAUGACGUGGAGCAUUUGAGGACAUCCAUUGCGAACAGGCUCGCUACCUUCAACGCGACAGCGGCUGCAUCGAGCGUGUACAAGCUGAUUGUUGCGGUGUGCAAUCUGAAGCUCCCCGAUCAGAAAGAAUGGAAUGUUGAUCUGAUGCGCGAUAUCGAACGCCUUCGGAGUGCAGCCGCGGGCCACCUCAAUGCGAAGUGGAAUGGCGAGGGGAAGCCGACCGUGAUGGCGUGUUUCAAUGACGUGUGCGAUUUCUUUGUGUACAUGUUGGCGAACAGUCGACCCGACAACGUCGGUGAGGCAAUGUCACCCUACAAGGGGCUGGCUUGUUCGCUGGCGAAGGUGUGUCCUGAAAACGUCUGGGCCCACUACAAGGCUUUGGACACGUUCCACCGGUUUGGCAUCAAGGAUUUGCUCCAGAAGGCCACGGUUCGCGGCGAGCUAGAGCAGUUGCAGCAGCGUGUGAUGACGUUGCAGGAGCAGCUCGGAUCCAUCAGUGAAGCAGAUUGCCCCAGACGGUACCAUCAGAUGAACAGUUUCUGCACGGAGGAGAAGGAUCUCCUCGACGACAUCACCAAGGAGCAGCACAGUGCCGACACCAAGCACCUGAAGGACGCCAUCAACACGCUGGCGUUGAUCGCCACUGGUGUCCCUGGCACCACGGACCCGACGACAUCGUGGCUGGACAGGUUCACGGGCAAGACGUUCGGUGAUCUGCAGAAGACGGCGAACGAGACCAUCCUCCAGGUCGGCCCGCAGAAGACGCUCUCGGCGAAGGACAGCGUCUGCAAGGCAGUCGAGAACUACAAGGUUUCCAUUGCGAUGGCUGGCAAAGGUGUCGACAACACGUUCGUGACGAACGCAGAUCAGGUGCUGCGCGAUGCUGCUCUCGCAAAGGCGCACGGUGUGCUGAUGACAAAGCUCGCCAGCGACAUUUGUUUGGAGGAUCUCCGCGACUCGGUCGCUCUCGGGGUCAAAGAGUUCAGGGCUUCGACGAAGCUCAAGGAGAAGGAUGUGUUUCACAAGCUUGUCAUUCAGAGGACGGUCCUCGCCCUCCAGAUGAAGCCGCCCUCGUAG